Henningerozyma blattae CBS 6284 is the source of this 7164-nucleotide messenger RNA. RefSeq lists its product as uncharacterized. The transcript has a single exon. Lineage: Eukaryota; Fungi; Ascomycota; Saccharomycetes; Saccharomycetales; Saccharomycetaceae. Gene Ontology annotation, molecular function: protein binding. Gene Ontology annotation, cellular component: plasma membrane. Gene Ontology annotation, biological process: cyclic nucleotide biosynthetic process; intracellular signal transduction. Bases 1 to 7164 code for a protein of 2387 amino acids. The record is from RefSeq and is a predicted model, not a curated record.
AUGAAUAUAAACUCUGAUACAUGUACAACACAACAGAAAGAUGGUAAAACUAAAAGAAGACGUUCUUUACAACUCAAUAGAACGAUGAGUGCCUUAUCGAUGACAAGCUUCACUGCUUUAUCAUCUAGCAAUAAUCAUAACAUUAACAACUCAAAUGUGACCUCAAAUGCAUCAUCAUUUUCAAGACCUCAUAGUGGUAAACCCAAUAGAAGUCUUAUAAGUAGUUCAAGCACACCAAGAGUACUGCGAACUAUGAGUAAUUCUUUACAAGAAGUAUCUUCUAAUUUGAGUACUAAAAGGCAGCCGACACAAUUACAGUCAUCAGCAACAGCAUCAAAUGCUGAUAUAGAUCCUCCUACUACAAAAAGUAAUCAAAAGAAAAAGCAAAAAAACGAAAAGGUAACAAGGAAACAAUCAUUCGCUGGUAGAAUGUUAAGAAAGCUAUCUUCAAAUACAUCGUCACCUUCUCAGUCUGAUGCUCAUUCACAUCAACAACAUGCACACACUCGUCCCCAUACUCAUCAUCAAUUUAAGACUAACACACCAUCAAAUUCAUCCAUUUAUUCGGGUAAAUCUAAAUUAAAUAAAAAAGCUAGCAUUGGUACGCUAAAUACAACUUCAAAUGCUUCCAAUGUAACUGGAAGUCCGGGAACUACAUCAAAAAUAUCGCGAAGAUCUUCAACUAAUUCUGCUAACGUCCACGAUAUGGAAAACUCAACCACAACUUCACUGUUUCGAAAAGUAAGCAAUGUAUUAGGCCAUGGCUCGUCGAUUAAUAGUAAAGAUAAUAAAGAUAGCACAAUUCUUUCACCUAAUUCAAAUCCAUUUAAUUCUCCAAGUAACAGUAGAAGGUCUUCACAAGUUAGCAAUGUUGCUACAAAUAAUAUAUGUACAAUAGACGCAAAUACUAAUGCCUCAUCAAGAUUACAAAACCAGGUUCUUUUCAAUGUCAAUGAGGAUAUACCGACUAAGGACAAUAACGAUAAUCAUAUUAAGGGUAAUAAUACUAAGGCUACUACAGCCACUACUACCACUUCUAAUAAUAAUGUACCCAUCGGCGAAAAAGAAGUAACGUCCGGUGGGAAACCAAAGAAGAACAAAAUAUUAAAAAACUUGAAAAAGGACAACACUGAUAAUGGAAACAUAACUCUUGUUUUAAAUAAUAACAAGAAAAUAGAGAAUGUCGAAGAGGAUGAGGAAGAUAAGACUGAAUCUGAAAGAAGCUCAUCUUUCCCCCCAUUAGUCAAUCCAAAUGCUUUUAAGCUAGAUACAAAUUUAGAAGAUGUUUCUGACAUUACUAACAUCAAUAAAACGGGUAGUAUACCACAUGACCUAAUGAACACCAACACAAAAAGCUCAAAAUCGAUUGGUACAGAUACGUUGUUGCUAUCUCAAAAGAGAUCACGUUCCUUAGCAGAUGUGGUUACAUACUCAAACAAUCAGGAUAAUUUAUCAUUUCUUUCAAAUAUGGACUCUAUGCGUGAACUCGAUAUAAAUGGGGAUCCAGAAGAAAGUUUUAUUGAUGAAGAAGAUGAUGACGACUUUAAAAAUGAAGAUUACGACUCUGAAGCUGAAAGUAUUAAGGACAAUGACUCAGAUAUGAAUAUAGAAUUAGAGAGUCAAAAUCCUAAAAAACAAUCCCGAAAAAUAAGUGGUAAAAAUUUUAAAGAGGAGAAAAAUAAUGAAUCUUUUUCUGAUUUAUCAACAUCAGACAGUUCAGAUAAUUCAGAUCCGAAUUUGGAUAGGAAGCAAAGGGUAUCCAAAAUUUCAAAACUUCAUAGUUCAAAAAAACCAAAGCAAUGGGUUGCUCCAGAAAGUUGGGAUGUUGAAUUAACUGCUUUGGAAAAUACGAGACAACGAAGAUCAAAUUCAAAUCGUAGUAGAUCAAAUUCUGCAAAUUCUAAUCGUCAUCGCCGUCGCCAUCAUCACCACCAUCACCAUCAUCAUUACCAAGAUACUUCUGAAGCAAAGAUUGCUAAUAAUGCGAAUCUCGCGAGUAAUAAUAAUGAUAAAGAGGAUCCAAGCAUUCCUACUUCUUCGACUAAUAUAAAAAAUAAUGAAAGCAUAAUUGCUAAUAAAUUAAACACCAAUUUAAACCAAGGUAAAGCUUCCAUGCUAAAUUCUUAUAAUGACACAACUUCUAUAUCACCAACUGAUAAAUCAGAAAUUAUUCAAUCUAACAACUCAAAAGUACUAUCUCAUUUGCAUAAUAGACUACUAAUGACCCCAUCUACUAUAAAUACUUCCCAGAAUUCUAACCAUAUUGUAUAUGAUAAUGAUCAGCAGGGCAACACUGUGUUAGCUAGCUCUAAGAAAUCUACUUCUCUAAAUUCUAGCACUGAUAACAAUAACACUGUAUUCUAUUAUAACGACGAAGACGAGUCCUAUUCUCCUACCACUACAAGCGAGACAUCUAGCGGCUCACUUUCUGAUUCGAGCAGCACAUGGUCAAAUGAAUAUAGACAUCAUUCUAGAGGUAAAACUGUUGAUUCAAACGGUAACCAUCUAAAUAAUGAAGAAUUAAAUGAUGCUACUGAAUACUUCACGACAUCUCAUAGCAGUUAUAGAGAUAUUCGUGGAGGCACAGAUAUGGCUUAUGGAUUCGAUGAGGAUGUCGUUGAUACUAGUCAUUAUACUCCUUCUGUGGCUAAGCCUGCGGAUGGUGGAAGUAUAGGUGGGGGUAGUUUAGGAGCGCAUAGUUCAGUCGGUAGUGGAUCAUACUCCCGCCAGAAACAUGAUAACAGCAAUACUACAGAUGAUGAUGAUAAAGAUAUAUACAGUAUGGAUAGACAUAGUUUUGGAAAUUAUGUAAUCAGAGAUAAGAUUCGCAGUUCCAGUGGUUCAAAAUCAACAUCUGCUGUGGAUAAUUUUGAUGAGGAUUGCUUAAAUCCCGCCCAUCCCCAUAAUAGUUUGAACUUCUUUUUCUCAAAAUCAAAAAAUGUAUCAAGCCAUUCACUACAUAAGCCAACUAUGUCUUCUUCGGACCAGUCAAAAUAUAGCAACAUAUUAAAGACAGAUAGUGAAAAUACUGUUAUAUUCACAAAAGAUGAUGAACAACAUGACCAGGCAGAAUAUGAAUUAGAGAAAUAUUACAAAGAUUUUAGCGACUUGGAUCCUAAAAGGAAUUAUGCCAUUCGUAUUUUCAAUACCGAUGAUACAUUUACUACGUUAUCAUGCACUCCUGGUACGACAGUGCAAGAUAUGAUUCCAACUUUAAGAAAAAAGUUUAAUACGACUCAACAAGGUACUUUCCAAAUAUCUCUGAAAGUUGGUAAAUUAUCUAAAAUUUUGAAACCACAAUCGAAGCCUAUUAUUAUUGAAAGAAAAUUAUUGCUUUUGAAUGGUUAUAAAAAAACAGAUCCGCUUCACAUUAUGGGUAUAGAGGAUUUAAGUUUUGUGUUCAAAUUUCUUUUCCACCCCGUAGCUCCUUCGCAUCUUACAGCUCAACAAGAACAAAAAUUAUUAAGAGGUGACUUUAUUCAUGUUGAUUUAAGGAGCAUGGGACUAACAACCCCACCAAUUAUUUUUUAUCAGCACACCUCAGAAAUUGAAAGUCUUGAUGUUUCGAACAACGCUAAUAUUUUUUUACCAUCUGAAUUUAUUGAGAGUGGGAUAAAUUUAUCGAGUUUAAGGAUGGUAAAUAUUAGAGCAUCUAGAUUUCCAACAAACGUUACCGACGCUUAUAAAUUAAUAUCCUUAGAAUUACAGAGAAAUUUUAUUAAAAAAGUCCCAAAUUCAAUAUCUAAAUUAACUAAUUUAACAAUUUUGAAUAUGCAAUGUAAUAGUUUAAGUAAGCUGCCCAAAGGUUUUGCAAAAUUAAAAAACUUGCAACUAUUAGAUUUGUCAUCUAACAAUUUUGUAGAGUAUCCAAUUGUAAUAAAUCAUUGUUCUAGUUUACUACAAUUUGAUCUGUCGUACAACAAGAUACAGUAUCUUCCACCAAAUAUUAAUUUGUUAAAUAAAAUCGCCAAAAUUAACCUUUCUCACAAUAAAUUAUUGGAGAUAACAGACUUAUCUAGUUUGAAGAAUUUAAGAACUUUAAACCUACGCCAUAACAGAAUUACUACUGUUAAGACAUCUGCCAUAAAUUUACAAAACUUGUUUUUGACGGAUAAUAGAAUUUCUACAUUUGAUGAUGCGUUGCCAAAAUUACGUGCUCUAGAGCUACAAGAAAACCCAAUAACCUCAAUAACUUACAAAGACUUCUUCCCUAUUAACAUGACUAAUUUAUCUCUGAAAAAGGCUAAGUUGUCUAGCAUUCCAGGUGAAUUGUUUUUAAAAUUGCAUAGACUGCAAAAAUUAGAAUUGAGUGAAAAUAACUUAACUCAGCUUCCAAAAGAAAUUUCUUGUUUGAAUAAAUUGGUAUAUCUAUCAGUUGCAAGAAAUAAACUGGAGGGGUUACCAACAGAAUUUUCAAAGUUAAAGAAUUUAAAAUCACUAGAUUUACAUUCAAAUAAUAUUCGAAAUUUCAUUUUGGGUACCGAAGAUAUUGAAUUGACAUAUUUAAACAUUUCCUCUAAUGCUUUCGGUGAAUUUGCCUUAGAUGGAACAUUUUUCCAAACAAUUACUAACCAAUCUAGAAUGGCCAAGAGCCUGUUGUUUUUCAUUGCGGCAGAUAAUCAAUUCGAUGAUAGAAUUUGGCCAUUAUUUAAUUGUUUCGAAAAUUUAAACGUCUUAAAUCUUUCAUAUAACAAUUUUACUGAUAUUUCAAACUUAAAAAUACAAAACUUAACUGAACUAUUUUUUUCAGGUAAUAAGUUAACAACGUUACCUGGCGAUACUGUUCUAAGGUGGCUAUCUUUAAAGGUACUGAUGCUGAAUGGUAAUCAUUUACUAUCGUUACCAGCCGAACUAUCAAAGUUAUGCCAGCUAACAGUCUUUGAUAUUGGCUCAAACCAGUUAAAAUAUAAUAUAUCGAAUUAUCAUUAUGAUUGGAAUUGGAGAGAUAAUAAAGAAUUAAGAUAUCUAAAUUUCUCUGCUAAUCGAAGAUUUGAAAUUAGAUCUACAGCUAGUAGAGAUAUAAAUGCAGAUUUAUCUGAUUUUAGUGUUUUACCAAAUUUAAAAGUAUUAGGUUUAAUGGAUGUCACUUUAAAUACUUCUAAAGUUCCCGAUGAAGGUUAUAAUUUUAGAUUAAGAACUACUGGUUCUGUGAUAAAUGGUAUGAUGUAUGGUGUUGCUGAUUCUUUGGGGCAGAGGAAUUACGUAUCUUCAAGAGAUGUUACUUUUGAAAGAUUUAGAGGGAAAGAAGAUGAAUGCUUAUUGUGCCUACAUGAUGGUAAGAAUCAAACAUCUGAUAUAGGACAUAAUAUUUCAAGAAUUGUAAGGGACAUAUAUGAUAAAAUAUUAAGAAGGCAAUUAGAGAAAUAUGGGGAAGAUGAUGAAGGAGUUAAAAAAGCUCUUAGAUUUAGUUUCCUACAAUUGAAUAAAGAAAUUAAUAUAAUGCUAUAUUCUGUGGAUAACGGGACUAGAGUUGAAAACCUAACUUCUGCCGACCUUUUGAGUGGUGCCUGCUCUACCAUUAUUUACAUUAAAGGAAAUAAACUUUUUACUGCAAAUAUCGGGGAUUGUAUGGCUAUACUUUCUAAGAAUAAUGGUGAUUAUGAAAAGUUAACUACACUUCAUGUUCCAUAUAAAACUGAAGAAUAUGAACGUAUACGAAUUUCUGGUGGUUAUGUCAAUAAUGAUAAAUUAGAUGGUAGUGUUGAUGUUUCUAGGGCGGUAGGAUUUUUUGAUUUACUUCCUCAUAUCCAUGCUUCUCCAGAUAUUUCCAUGGUGACUCUGACAAAGUCAGAUCAGAUGUUAGUUAUUGCCACCCAUAAACUUUGGGAAUACGUUAACUAUGAAACUGCAUGUGAUAUCGCUCGUGAAAAAAGCUCAGACCCAAUGCUGGCUGCAGAAGAAUUGAAAGAUCAUGCGAUUGCGUAUGGUUGUUCCGAUAAUAUAACAAUUCUUUGUCUAGCGCUUAAUAAAUCCGCAAACCAACAAAAUAGAUUCGUCGUCAAUAAGAAUUCAUUGAUGACCAGGAGGACGACAUUUGAAGAUGCUACUUUAAGAAGGUUACAAGCGGAAAUCGCCCCACCCACAGGGAAUUUGGCAGUGGUGUUUACAGAUAUCAAAAAUUCUACUGUUCUUUGGGAACUCUUUCCAAAUGCAAUGAGAACAGCAAUUAAAACGCACAAUGAUAUCAUGCGUCGUCAAUUGAGAAUUUUUGGUGGUUAUGAAGUUAAAACUGAAGGUGAUGCUUUCAUGGUUACAUUUCCUACUCCAAUUAGUGGACUCGUGUGGUGCCUUAAUGUCCAGCUAAAACUGUUGGAUGCCCAGUGGCCAGAAGAAAUAACUUCAAUUCAAGAUGGUUGUUUAAUAACCGACAAAAACGGUGUAAAAAUUUACCAAGGGCUAUCUGUUCGUAUGGGUAUACAUUGGGGUUGUCCUGUACCUGAAUUAGAUUUGGUUACCCAACGAAUGGAUUAUUUAGGCCCUGUAGUUAAUAAGGCUGCCAGAGUAUCAGGCAUCGCAGAUGGUGGUCAAAUCUCUAUGUCAAGUGAUUACGUGUCAGAGUUCAAAAAAAUAGUCGGAUAUCACGAAAGAAUUACGAAGAACAAGGAGAGGUUAAAUGAAGUUUAUGGUGAAGAGAUUAUUGGUGAGGUUUUAGAAAAAGAAGUUACUAUGUUAGAAAGUAUUGGAUGGGUAUUUUUUGAGCAUGGUGAGCAAAAACUAAAAGGUCUAGAAACAAAGGAAUUUAUUACAAUUGCUUAUCCUAAGACUCUAGCAUCGAGACAUGAAUAUACAUCAGAUGUUGAAGAAGGAGAUGUCAAUACAGAUGCCUUAUUCCGACUAAGAUCAGCAUCUAAUAAACUUCAAGUCAUCUUAUCAGCAGUUAGUGGCGACUACUUAGAAUUAGAUACUUAUUCCCAAGGCUUACAUGGAUUUAUUGACUUAACUGAAAACUCGCAAGAUACAAUUUUGAAAGAUUUGAAUGAAAAAGAACUGAUGGCCUUUUUAGAACAUCUGGUUUCUAGAAUUGAAUCUACAGUGGCGAUACUGCAAUUGAGACAAAGAAUCUCGUCUGGUUUAAAUAUUUACGCUUCAAGUGAAAGAGUCAGCUCGACUCAAACAAGCAUAUUUGAAAUCGUUGACAUGCUUUUGGAAAAUUUGGGUAAAUGA